GUGGCCUGGAUACGAAUCGGCUGGUCGAUUCAGCGUGGGGCGGGGGGGCAGAGGAGACGUCAGCGCGGCCUGGGGAGCCUCGAGCGCAACCACAACAACCACCACCACCACAAACCAACAGGGUCAUCCACAACUAUCACCACAGUCUCAAUCAUCUCAACCAAUACCACAGUCACCACUACAGUCGAGACAUCCACAGCCGCGACCACUGUAGCCACCACCGUAACCGGCGCUGCGCGUCUGUGGGAGGCGCCGCCCCGGAACGUCGCCCCGGGCGAUGCGGCGCUACACGGCGCGGGUUUAACCCCGCGGGGACAGGAGGAGCAGGAGGCCGCGGCCGCCCGGGCACAGCGAUACCGGCCCCAACUGACCCGCCUCGGCCCGACUCGGCCCAGGCCUCGGCUCCCAUCCGCGGGCCGCGCGGGCCCCGUGAUGCCGGGAGGGACGCGGCUCGGGGCGGCGCGGCCCGGGCCCCGCUGCUGCUGCUGCUGCUGAGGGAGCUGAGAGGUCCCGGGGCCCGAGGCGCGGGCAGUGGGGACACAGCGACGGGGGUUGAUGUCGGCCGAGCGAGCCGAUUGUGGUGAGGUGGCUGGCGAGGUCAUGCUGCGCUUCCUGUGCCCCGGCGACGUGGACGCCGUGAAGCAGCUGUGCAGCGACUGGUUCCCCAUCGAGUACCCGCACUCGUGGUACCAAGACAUCACAUCGAGCGCACGGUUCUUCUCCCUGGCCGCCACCUACGCUGGCACCAUCAUCGGCAUGAUCGUCGCUGAGAUCAAGCACCGGACUAAGGUGCACCGUGAGGAUGCGGACGUGCUGGCGUCCAGCUUCCCCAGCGACACGCAGGUCACCUACAUCCUCAGCCUGGGCGUCGUCAAGGAGUUCCGCAGCCGGGGAAUAGGCUCACUUCUGCUCGACAGCCUCAUGGCUCACAUCGAGGCGGCAACGCAGGACCGCUGCAAGGCGGUGUACCUGCACGUACUCACCACCAACGCGCCAGCCAUCCGCUUCUACGAGAACCGCAGCUUCCGACAGCACCACUACCUGCCCUGCUACUACUCGAUCCGCGGCGUGCUCAAGGACGGCUUCACUUACGUGCUCUACCUCAACGGAGGGCACCCACCCUGGACAAUCGUCGACUACAUGCAGUAUGUGGGUUCGGCGCUGGCAAGCCUCCGGCCCUGCUCGCUACCCCAGAGGCUGCUCCGCCAUGCGCAGGGCCUUCUGCGCAGCCUGCUGCCCUGGCGGAGCCUGCCCGACAAGCCUGUCACCGACUACAGCCGCGCCCUGUGACGGAUCUCCAUGCUGAGGCUGCCGUUUCCACGGUGGAGCUCUGCACUGCGCCUGAAAAUCAACAACGGCUUGAAUUUCUGGACGUAUGUUUUUUUGAACACCCUUUUGGAAACAUUCUGGGUUGCGCUCCCCAUCCCCUGGCGGGACGAGUGGAAUUUGAGCCUUCGCGCCCUGGCGCGGGUUUCAACCACGAGACAUCACGAGGCACGAAGGAGGAGGCAUGCGACUCCAAAACUAGUUGGGAUGUUUAAGACCAGGAGACGAAGGGGACACUGGUGAAUGGGGAUGCCACCCCCUUCAAACAUCCUUCACUAGACACUCCACCUCCCUCACCACCCUGUUUUGCUUCCAAGCCUGACCGUCACCGUGACAAGCACACGGCUUCACAGUGCCUCCCUACCGGGCAUUCUGGCCGGUGUGCGCACGCUUCACCGCGUGUCCCACGUCGGAGCUGGGAGCGUUGCUGAUCGCCGUUGGGACCACGCUGUGCGUUUUUAGGACAAUGGAGGGAAACGGCUUGAAUGCGUGGAGGAUGCGGGUGACGCUCGUCAGCCUCGCCAGCCUCGCGACGCAACGUUUGCCACCCUUGCAUUUAAAUCCAAUGUUGGCAGCAGGCAUCUUUCAUAAGAUGAAUAAUAUUGGUCGCGAAAGCCUACAUGUUAAGCAGGCAUCUUGCUUGCGAGGACGUUCCCCGUAGGCCAUGGCGUGCAUGUGGCUUGGUAAGCUGUGCGUUAAGUAUUGAAUAUUUGAAUGCCAUGUGAGCACCCUUGCCUGCGGUUACUGCAUGAUCGUUGCAAUAAAUCAUGGCCUGUACAUAUACAAUGCCUGCACAUCCACUUGAACCGAAGUGGUAAUGAUCCGAGUUGUGUUUCCUGGCAUAAUGAUGCUCCAAUCCGCAGCAAGCUCUGGCCUGCAGUGUUCUCUGACCUGAAGCGGGCUCCGGCCUGCGAAGAGUUCGGGCCUGCAGCGGGCCCCGACCUGCAGCAAGCUCCGGCCUGUGGCAAGUCCCGACCUGCGGCGGGCCCCGGCCAUCGGCAACCUCUGGCUCCUGCAGCGGGCCUCGGCCUGCAGUGGGCUCUGGCCUGCAGAGGUCUCUGGCCAUUCAUAGCAGUGGGCACGAACUAUGCGUUUCACCCUGCUCCAGUUUUUACGGCCGGAUCGAUUUUAUGAACGUGUUAUCGUAUUUAUUAACAUAAAGUGCAAACUUUUAGAAGAGACAGCACCAUAACCGACUGCAUUUCAAACCUGUAACGAUAUCAAUAAAUGUUUACAAGCGCCAAGCGAGUGUGAGCACCGCACGAUGGGCGUAAGCUCUUGAACCAAAAGCCUGCAGCAGGGAGAUGGUGGCUCCACUGUGGUCGAUGCCUAUACUUUGUUUAAGAUAUAUUUAUGUUCUCUAACGUUACUCGUGAAAUAAAUAAUGGGAACGUCAC
Petromyzon marinus (sea lamprey) is the source of this 2723-nucleotide messenger RNA. RefSeq names its product N-alpha-acetyltransferase 60, NatF catalytic subunit (gene NAA60). Gene Ontology annotation, cellular component: Golgi membrane. Lineage: Eukaryota; Metazoa; Chordata; Hyperoartia; Petromyzontiformes; Petromyzontidae. Gene Ontology annotation, molecular function: protein-N-terminal amino-acid acetyltransferase activity; histone acetyltransferase activity. Gene Ontology annotation, biological process: N-terminal peptidyl-methionine acetylation. The record is from RefSeq and is a predicted model, not a curated record.